AUGGAUGGAAGUACAGGUGAAAAGUCUCGCAGAGAGCGUAGAAAGGAAGCUCGCUUAGCAAAGAACAAGAAGAAGUUCGAUUCAUGGGUUCAUCAUCAAAAAUCUUCAAAAUUAAGAAAAUCCAUUCCAAAUACAACGCAUGUGAUUGCGAAGAAAUUAGAAAUUAAUGAGCCAAGCGCUGGGAUGGAAGAGAAUUUGUUAAGGGUUCCUGAUACUGGAGUUGAGGGGCCUUCACUGGCUAAAAACAAGAUGGUGAAAAGAAAAAAGUCAAAAACUACUGUAAUAGAGGGAGGGCCUUCACAGGCUAAAAAGAAGAUGGUGAAAAGUAAAAAGUCAAAGACUAACUUUGAUGAAUAUAUCGAGUGGGAAAUGAGAAGAGGUAAUAUUCCAGCUGAAGAGGAUUUGAUGUUGGAAAAGAAACUUGCGAAGAAGCUCAAGGUGAAGAAAGGGAAACUGGGGGGAAUGGACGAUGACCUUGGUGCAUUGCUUGAGGGUAUCCCUUCAGUUCUUGAUUCCAUGGAUGAGGAUGAUGCAGUGACAAACAGCUUUGAGAAUCGUGAAAAUGUCUCUGAUGAGGAAGUAGAAAGUGAAAUGGAAUCUGUCAGUGAAGUUGAAGAUUCCCAUAUGUCAGAUGCCAGCACAGAAGAGCAAUCAGAGGAGUUAACUACACAGAAAAGUGUAAGGAAUGAGAGGAAAAGGACCAGGAAAACGAACUUUGAGAAGUAUCGUGACCUGGAAGAAUCACAAAAGGGAGCUGUUGCUGCAAAUGAGGAUAUAGAAUUGGAAAAGAAGCUUGCUAAGAAGCUAAAGGUUAAAAGCGGGAAGUUUCAAGCUGACAAUGAUGGCAUGAAUGGUUUUCUUAUGGGGAUUCCUUCGGUUCUUGAAUCUUUAGAGGGCUCAGGAACCAAAGGCACUGAAUCAGAUCCUGUGAAGAACCUUGAUGGUGACUCCUUGAGAAAACUUACAACAACGGAGGCCCCCGAACAAGACCCAGCGCAAGGCACAUCCCAGACGCAGGGAACAUCAGAGCAGGCGAAGGAUGCAGGAAAGGCUCCCAAACUGGCUUCUGGAUGGGGAUCUGGUACCAAAUAUGUGGCGCCUCACCUGAGAGCUGGAGCCACGACUGAAUCAGAAGAACAUGUAAAAAUCCGCAAACGUAUUAGAGGUCUCCUGAAUAGGCUCUCUGAAUCCAAUGUUGAAUCAAUCACAGGGGAAAUAUCCACAAUAUUCCAUGGUGUCGGUCGCACUGCUGGCUUCGAGAUUAUUGGCCAUGAAGUUUUGUCUUCUUGUGCUGGAGGUCCUCGUGGCAAUGAACAAUAUGCUGCCACUUUUGCUGCUUUUGUGGCCGGAAUGGCCUGUUCGGUUGGGAUUGACUUUGGUGCAAAGCUUCUUGCUGCUUUGGCUAAAUAUUUUGAGAUGGAGUACCUUCAAGAAGAUAAUUUGUCCUUGCGAAAUCUGACUCUUCUGCUCUCCUAUCUGUACAUAUUUGGAAUUUGCACUAGUGACUUGCUGUAUGAUUUCAUGACAAUGCUUAGCAAGCGAUUGACAGAGGUUGAUGUUUCGACAAUCUUGACUAUUUUGCAAACUUGUGGGAUGAAAUUGAGGGGUGAUCAUCCUGUUGGAAUGAAGAACUUCAUUCAAAGUGUUCAGCUAAGAGUGAACGAGUUGAAGGCUCCUUCUGCUGGAGACGGCCAAGCAAAUAUGAGUGGCAAAAGAAUGGAAUUUAUGCUUGAAACUAUAUGUGAUAUCAAAAACAAUAAGAAGAAACCCAAAGAAGAAACUGUGCAGCAUACGCGGAUAAAGAAAUGGCUGCAGAAGCUAAGGGUGGAGGAUGUCUUGGUGAGAGUUAUGAAAUGGUGUAAGCUUCUUGAUCCUGAUAAGAAAGGCCAAUGGUGGUUAUCUGGUGAUGCUCAACAAUCAACUGAGAAACUGGAGGAGGUUGCUAGCAAAAUUGAUUCGGAAGUUAACGAGGCCCAAAAACUGCUGCAGCUUGCUGCUGCUCAGAGGAUGAACACAGAUGCUAGAAGGGCAAUUUUUUGUGUAAUAAUGAGUGGGGAGGACUUCAAGGAUGCUUUUACAAAACUUCUUGGUUUAGAUUUGCAGGGAAAGCAGGACAGAGAGAUCAUGCGUGUUCUUGUAGAAUGCUGCUUGCAAGAGAAAGUUUUUAACAAAUAUUACACCAUUCUUGGUUACAAGUUAUGCAAGCACAACAAAAACCACAAGUUUACUUUACAGUAUUGCCUCUGGGACCAUUACAAAGAGCUCGAAACAAUGACUUUGAUCAGGUCGAUGCAUCUUGCUAAAUUUACCGCAGAAAUGAUUGCCUCUUUUAGCCUUUCACUUGCAGUACUUAAGGUGGUAGAUCUCGGUGAUCCUGGGCAACUAACCCCAAAAAGAAUCAUGCAUUUCCGCAUGCUCUUUGAGGCCAUCUUUGGAUUUCCUGAUAAGGUUAUAUGGAAUGCAUUUUCGCGGAUUGCUGUCACCCCGGAGUAUGAAUCCCUUCGGAUUGGGAUUAAAUUUUUCGUCAGCAAAUAUGUGAUUAGUUCCCAGAACAAUUUGGAACCGAAGUAUAAAAUAGCUAAGCAAGCCCUAAAAAAUGUUAAAGGGCAACUCUUAUGA
Molecule: messenger RNA, 2619 nt
Organism: Oldenlandia corymbosa var. corymbosa
Lineage: Eukaryota; Viridiplantae; Streptophyta; Magnoliopsida; Gentianales; Rubiaceae
Source: the annotation of a GenBank genome assembly